AUGCUCAAGGUUCUGUCCUCUACAUCCACUACAGCUAUCGUGGACGAGCUAGAUGAAGUGUUUGCCCUAUUCGGUCUACCGUCUGUACUGGUUUCGGAUAACGAGCCACAGUUUGUGUCGGAGCAGAUGACCACUUUCUUGCAGCGGCUGGGCAUUCGUCACAUCCGCUCCAGCCCACGUUAUCCACGUUCCAAUGGCAUGGUGGAACGACUCCAUCGUCUCGUCAAGGAAAGAAUGGUGGCACUGAAGCCUCAUUUACCUUUCCGUCGACGACUGAACCAGGUUCUGUUCGACGUCCGACAUUCUCGACACCGCAUGUUGGGAACCUCUCCAAACGAGGCUCUGUUCUCUCGCCCAUUGCGUAGCAGAGUUCCUACCAUGAUCCCUUCUCGCAUUGUCAACCCCAGAAUCCAGCUGAGAGCAAAGACCACAAUGGCACGUGAUCAUGACGCUCGUCGGGGAGUGAAGGCCUUGCCACAUCUGCAGGCGGGCAAGCGGGUGAUCCUCCAUGACGGAUACAAUGAUCCAGCUAAGCCGUGGACCGUGGUGGAGCAGUACGGGAGGCAAGUGGGAGUAACCGACGGUGUCCGGAUUCUGCUUCGUAACCGCCAACUUGUCAGAGAAUUGGUCUAG
This is a messenger RNA of Sycon ciliatum, 633 nucleotides long. RefSeq lists its product as uncharacterized. Gene Ontology annotation, molecular function: nucleic acid binding. Gene Ontology annotation, biological process: DNA integration. Bases 1 to 633 code for a protein of 210 amino acids. The record is from RefSeq and is a predicted model, not a curated record. Lineage: Eukaryota; Metazoa; Porifera; Calcarea; Leucosolenida; Sycettidae. The transcript has a single exon.